AUGCGGUCUGGCUUGGAUACACCUGGCGCUCUCCCACUCCUGAUCCUUGUUGCGUUUUCGCUUCUCACCUUGGUGCCAUCACUGCCGAAUCUCUACCACUCGAAGUUCGCGGACUUCAGCUUCUACACUGGUGCAGUUCGUCAGGUCCCUCUCCUUCGAAACAGUGUCACCGAAUUAGCACCCAAAGUACUCCCGCUCAAGGAGCCUCGAAAAUUAUGGAUUCUUACAUCGUCACAUCGAUCGCGAGGAAAUCGCGCACCGCUGACCGCGCUGGUGGGAAAUGCCGCCGUCCCCGCCAGUGAAACAAACGCCAUCGCAAACAAAAGUCGACAUUCAUCGUUAAUCCGCGAAUCCUCAUUUUCAUUCAGUCGCAGAGCUCGUGCAUUUAGAACCUACUUCAUUCAGCAAUUAGACGACUACUCAUUCCUCACGUCACUCUCCAAUUGGACCUUACCUGCAAACUCGACGCAUCCCAAUCCUACCAUCGCCACGAACAAAUCGAUCCCAAUCCCCGACGACCAAUAUCCUUCAAGCAUCUCGUCAUGUAAUAAUUCAUCCAAUGGCAGUCAAGGAAAGAUACAACGCUUUCCUGCCCGCUUUCCUGCCUUCCUCCGCGACCAGUGUCAGCAGGCCUGCCACGUCGCCAUUGAUUUUGGAAAACGCAUCGGACUCCAUGGAGCAAGUUGUGCGAAAUCGAUCUCCCUCCCAGAGUGGAUCACUGGGGCUCCCCCAUUAUUAAUACCCAACCCCACAUUUCCCAACGCCGUCUCAGAUCAAGACCCAUUCCCCCCAUCCGAGCAAGCACCACCCCAACAAAAAGUUGGGGCUGAGGAUUCCACCGACACUGCCGCUGGUCGGCACUCGCAGGAUCCCCAUGGAAGCUUCAUGGCCAUUGUGAUUGGUCUUGUUGCAGGCAUCAUGUGGUUCUAG
Penicillium digitatum Pd1 is the source of this 930-nucleotide messenger RNA. RefSeq lists its product as uncharacterized. Lineage: Eukaryota; Fungi; Ascomycota; Eurotiomycetes; Eurotiales; Aspergillaceae. The record is from RefSeq and is a predicted model, not a curated record.